Lachancea nothofagi CBS 11611 is the source of this 2460-nucleotide messenger RNA. Lineage: Eukaryota; Fungi; Ascomycota; Saccharomycetes; Saccharomycetales; Saccharomycetaceae. The record is from the annotation of a GenBank genome assembly.
AUGGUUUAUAGAGGUGAGGAUUUGGAGAAUCUCGAGGAUGAACAACUCCAAAGAACGAAAAGGACCAAAAAUGAUAUCUUCCUCAGAAAUGCAGCACUAUGGACAUUAUUUCUUUGGGGCUUGGUAGUUUUUUUGAAGACGCUAGGUUUCAUGAUUCAUGAAGGUGACAUUAACACUGCCAAUUGGCACUGGCCGUUACCAUCACUCAAGCCACAGCUGAAUAAAAUUUCCUUCGAAAAUGUGCGAAAUUCGACUUUCACCCCCAAACUGCACUCUGUUCAAUGGAUAGGCGGUUUCAAUUCUUCUGAUCACGACAAAGGGUUAUUUCUGAGAGAGGAGGUUGAUUCCUACGUUGUAAAAUCGGUCUUUGAUGAAAAGUAUUCUCGCGUGCUCCUAAGCGAUAAGACUUUUGAUUACGAGGGCCACAAUUACAGCGUGGAAUUUAUUAAAGCAUCUCCGGAUCUAAAACAGAUUUUAGUGAGGUCAAACACGACUAAAAAUUGGAGGCACUCCACCUUUGGCACGUACUUCCUGUUUGACGUAACUGAAAACGCUUUUCGCAUUUUAGGCCACAAUAUCGCGAAAGCUCAAUGGUCUCCCAAUUCAAUAGACGUGGCAUAUGUUCAUGCGAACGACUUGUAUCUUUAUUCCUCUAAAACCCACACUGUUAGCAAGAGGGUUACAGAUGACGGAAGUCCCCAGGUUUUUAAUGGGAAACCCGAUUGGGUUUACGAAGAAGAAGUUUUUGAAGGCGACUCGGCCAUGUGGUGGUCGCCUUCGGGUGACUUCAUAGCUUUUCUGAAGAUUAAUGAAACGCAAGUACACGAAUUUCCUAUUCCUUACUUCUCUCAACAGGAGGAAGAUAUUUAUCCAGAGGUGCGCAAGAUCAAGUACCCUAAAAGUGGGAGUCCCAAUCCUUCUGUGCAGCUGAUGAUUUACAAUCUUGAGCUGCAAGAAAUUUCAGGUAUCAAUGCGGGCAAUGAAUCCACAUUGAUUACGGAGGUUUUGUGGGUAGGUGACUCUCAGGUACUCGCUAAAACAACAGAUCGUAGCUCUGACGUGUUAUCCGUUGUAAUAGCAGACGCGAAGAGGCAGGGGGCCCACCAAAUACCUCGGACAGAGUCAUCAGGAGACGGGUGGUGGGAAAUCACUCACAAUACAAUGUAUGUGUCUCAAGAUUCUUCUAAAGGCAGAAAACAAGAUGGAUAUGUGGAUUUGGUACCCUUAAAUGGAUAUAAUCACCUCGCUUACUUUUCCCCAGCUGACACCACAAAACCUAUAAUGUUGACAGAUGGUGACUGGGAGGUUGUAAAUGGACCUACUGCUAUUGAUUUUGAGACCAAUGAUGUUUACUUUAUUGGGACCAAAAAGUCUUCGAUGGAGAGACAUAUCUAUAGCGUCAACUUACACGAGCCUCUGAAGGUGAAGGAAAUAACUGAUACGACAGAGGAAGGAUACUUCUCUGUUUCUUUUUCAUCAGGAUGCAGGUUCGCUUUGGUUUCACACCUAGGUCCUGAAGUGCCUUAUCAGAAAAUUAUAGACUUGAAGUCAGAUCAACACGAUACGUCGACAAACGGUAAUGUGAUCGGAAAGACUUUAUUUUAUUUAGAAGAGAACAAAGUGUUGAAAGCAAGGCUUGAGGACUACUCCAUCCCCCAGAAGACUUUUAGCGAGCUCCGCCUUGGUGAAGAUGAAAAUGGCGAAGAUAUUGUGGCAAACUCAUUUGAGAUUUUGCCGAAUAACUUCAACCCAAAGUUGAAAAAUCACUACCCAGUGUUCUUCUAUGCAUAUGGUGGACCAAAUUCUCAACAGGUCGCCGAAAUUUUUUCGAUUGGUUUCAAUCAGGUAGUGGCUUCACAGCUAAAUGCGAUUGUUGUCGUUGUAGAUGGUCGCGGCACAGGGUUUAAAGGAAAAAGAUUCCGUGCACUCGUACGCAAUAACCUGGGUGAUGUAGAAGCCCAAGAUCAAAUUUUAGCAGCGAAGUUGUACGCUGAAAAACCUUACGUUGAUGCUAACAAAAUAUCUUUGUUUGGUUGGUCAUAUGGGGGCUACCUAACACUUAAGACUCUUGAGAAAGACGCUGGUCGUACUUUCAAGUAUGGCAUGUCGGUGGCGCCCGUAACAGAUUGGCGCUUGUAUGACUCCGUUUACACGGAAAGAUAUAUGCAUACGCCCCAGCAGAAUAGAGACGGAUACGCAAGAUCCAAAGUUCACAACGCGACGGCUUUAGGAGAGGCCACCAGAUUUUUACUAAUGCACGGGUCUGGGGACGACAAUGUACAUUUCCAAAACUCUCUUCGCUUCUUAGAUUUACUGGAUUUGGCAGGCGUGGAGAAUUACGACAUGCAUGUGUUCCCGGAUUCCGAUCACAGUAUUCGGUAUCACAAUGCUAACAAUAUUGUUUUUGAUAAACUUUUGAAUUGGGCUGGACAAGCUUACGAGGGAAGAUUUUUGAAUUAG